AUGUCAGCAGAAAUCAAAGCAAUGGCUGGCAACUGCAAGACAUGCCAGGCACUAAAACCAGCAAAUCCAAGAGACACAAUGACUCAACAUAACCAAGGAACCUACUCAAGGGAGAAAAUUGUUUGUGAUCUUAUGGAAAUUGAUGGAAGAAACUAUCUUUUAACAGUGGACUGCUUCUCCAACUUCGCAGAAGCAGAUUAUCUUACUAACACAGAAUCACAAUCAAUAAUCAUGAAACUCAAGGGACACUUCGCUCGUUUCGGCAUCCCAAAAGUAGUGGUAACGGACUGUGGAUCGCAGUUUGUCGCCCAGGAGUUCUCAAAAUUUGCUGAAAAAAGGGGAUUCCGACACGAGACCUCAAGUCCCGGACAUCCCAGAUCCAACGGGCGAGCAGAAUUGGGAGUGAAAAAUAAAAAGUACACGAUGAAGAAAGCGAACCGGCAGAAAUAG
This is a messenger RNA of Aplysia californica (California sea hare), 450 nucleotides long. RefSeq lists its product as uncharacterized. The record is from RefSeq and is a predicted model, not a curated record. Gene Ontology annotation, biological process: DNA integration. Lineage: Eukaryota; Metazoa; Mollusca; Gastropoda; Aplysiida; Aplysiidae. Bases 1 to 450 code for a protein of 149 amino acids. Gene Ontology annotation, molecular function: nucleic acid binding. The transcript has a single exon.